GCCAACUGUUGUGACGCACGUCGUGGAAGUACACACCACAUUCAACUGGGAAGGAGAAGAGAAUCGUAGACAGCGCCUCGCAUUUCCUUUCAGCAUCUGAAACCGCUCAGAAGACACAGCGGCCAUGGCGAUUGGAUCAACAGCACGAGAGUGGGUCACCCCAUCGACCCGUCCACAGCAUAUCGAUCAAUUGAUCAAUGGAGUUGACCGAUACAACCCGCAAAAUCUCGAGGUUCUUCACCAGUACAUUGGGCAACAGCUCGAUCAUGGAGGAUACGACUGCCUCGCAAACCUGGCAAUCCUCAAGCUAUACCAGUUCAACCCUGAUCAAUUCAACUACGAGGUAGUGGUGAACAUUUUGAUCAAGGCCAUGCUCUCUGUCCCGUACCCCGAUUUCAAGCUCUGCCUUUCGCUCCUCGGAGAGGCACCGUUGGAGAUGGAUGCAACGCCGCUAUCACAUAAAGGGGGAAAAGGAGGCAAUGCUAACCAAGCAGAGCAGAGCGAAGCAGACGGUGAGAAGGGAGCAGCAGCAGCAACAACAACAAAGGAAGCAUCAGCAGCGGAUGAGAACAAGAGCUACCUGGCGGGAAACCUGAACGACGCCCUAAUUCUGCGCCUGGCCAAGCUGUCCUCUCUCUUGCAGAGCUCGCGCUUCCGCCAGUUCUGGAGCACACUGUACGACGACGAGGACUUUGACGAUGCGCGUCAGUACACGUCAAACGUCGCGCGCUUCGAGGAGGACGUGCGGAAGAUCGUGAUGGACACGGUGGCGUCGACGUUCCGGCGGAUCAGCGAACAGAGGCUGGCGAGCUACCUGAACCUCAAGGUCGGCGAGGAGUUGCGCGACUUUGUCGCAAGCCUGGAGCAGGAUGGCUGGACUUUUGAGGAUGGCAAGGACAAGGACGGCAAGACGCAGAGCUACGUUGUUGCGCCUGCCACGGCGGACAAUGAGAUCAAGGCGGUCGUGAUCAACGAGGAGAUUCCCUUUGAGCAACUGUCCAAGCUGCUCUCGCAGGCGCAGCCGCCAGCGCUGAAGAGUAGCAACGUCACCGGUCCUGCAGGGACCACGCCUUCUGCAGCUUCCGUUGCUACUGCUGCUCCUGCCGCAUCCGACUGAUUGGACGAGAGACAGGAACACAUUCGCAGCAGGCCAGCAGCAGCAGCACCUUGCUUGCGGCGCCGCGGAAUGGGAGAAGGAAGGUGAAGCAGGUCGACUGGUCUGCCACAGAGCGAGGCUGGCUCGCGCCUAAGGGUUCCGUUCGAUGAAUGGAUGCUGCGCCCGCGUGUGCAUAUUAGCCGCUGCUCUCUCCCUGCCGAAUUGUCCAUACCGUGCAGCUGCGUCGCAUGCAUGUACUUGUACGCCCUCUUAUCACCGCAUCAGCAGCCAUUUGUCCCGAUCAACGCGAGCUCGUGGGCUGUGCAGACCAGGAUGGGUAUCCUCGGAUCUGCGUGAGCGUGUAUGCCGCCCUCGUCAUCUCCCUUUAUGGCGUUUUCGCCUCCGCCGACAG
Tilletiaria anomala UBC 951 is the source of this 1508-nucleotide messenger RNA. RefSeq names its product ARM repeat-containing protein. Gene Ontology annotation, molecular function: ribosome binding; translation initiation factor activity. The record is from RefSeq and is a predicted model, not a curated record. Gene Ontology annotation, biological process: regulation of translational initiation. Bases 125 to 1117 code for a protein of 330 amino acids. The transcript is spliced from 4 exons. NCBI's taxonomy places the organism in Eukaryota, Fungi, Basidiomycota, Exobasidiomycetes, Georgefischeriales, Tilletiariaceae. Gene Ontology annotation, cellular component: cytoplasm; eukaryotic translation initiation factor 3 complex.